AUGAGGUUCACAAUUGUUCUGUUUCACAUGAGUUUGCGACUUUUCACGCGAGGCGAGAUCCACCCACAUCCUUCUCCUGCUUACGGGACGAAACGGCGUCCACAAUUGUUCCGUUUCACAUGGAUUUGUGACUUUUCACGCAAGGCGAGAUCCACUCCAAAUCCCCACCUGAUUAAGGAGCAAAACGAGAUGUACAUAAUUGUUCUGUUCUACAUAAAUUUGCGAGCACUUGGAAUUUGUGGAAAUUUUAUUAUAGCACAAAUUUGGCUUAUAAUUGGGAUUGAUGUAUCAAUGAACGCGUCUAAACCACAUUAUUUCAUCGGUACAGCAGUCGAGUAUUUCGUCGAUCAAGAAAAGUAUUUCUAUUUAAUUUUGUUACACAUAUACGCAGAAUUAUGCGCUGGAACGAUUAUAAUGUUAGGAACAGCUGCAAUGUUUAUUACCUAUCUUGAGCAUGUCUGUGGAAUAUUUAGAAUUGCUAGUUAUCGUAUCGAGCAAGCAUUAAAUAUCGAUAUUUUUCGAAAUAUUACAAUAAAAAAUAAGGUUUUGAUGACAAAGGGCAUAGCUUGUGCAGUAGACAUUCAUCGUCAAGCAAUGAAAUUGUCCAAGCGUUUGACGUCCAUAUUCGAGACAGUAGUAUUUUGUUUCAUAGGAUGUUUAGUACUUUGCUGUAGCCUCAAUCUGUUUCAAGCGCGCAAGGCCGUUCACAAUUGCGUAGACUACGGCGGCACAGACAAUGACACAUUUGCCGCCGAAGUGUUCGCAAUUGUGAACGACUUUGCGCGUCUGCACGAAUAG
Wasmannia auropunctata (little fire ant) is the source of this 798-nucleotide messenger RNA. RefSeq lists its product as uncharacterized. Lineage: Eukaryota; Metazoa; Arthropoda; Insecta; Hymenoptera; Formicidae. The coding region runs from base 1 to 798 and encodes 265 amino acids. The transcript has 5 exons. The record is from RefSeq and is a predicted model, not a curated record.